Molecule: messenger RNA, 2279 nt
Organism: Helicoverpa armigera (cotton bollworm)
Lineage: Eukaryota; Metazoa; Arthropoda; Insecta; Lepidoptera; Noctuidae
Product: prostatic acid phosphatase
Exons: 6
Coding region: 423-1658 (411 amino acids)
Biological process (GO): dephosphorylation
Molecular function (GO): phosphatase activity
Source: RefSeq, a predicted model, not a curated record
ACCCACUGUCAACUGUCAGUUUGAAAUUAAAACUUGACAGUUGUGUUGUCGGGAGAGGUGAAUAUUAGAAAUAUUUUAAUAAAUUGUUAUAAUAUUAAUUGGAUUUCGUUUAUUCGAGCCUAGACUAUGAACAGAAAAUAUGGUGCCUGUUUAUUUAAACUCUAUCCUAAAGUAAUAUAAUACGACCGUGUCAUUGCUGUCCUCCAAAACACACUUCAAUUUGUUCAAUUAUUAUUGAAACUUGUAUCAGUGAUUCCUUUGUGAUAUGAAUUCUAUAACGUGAAACAAAUUAUGUUCAUUAUUAUGAGAUAAACGUGACUGCUUAUUUACUGGACUGUGUAAAAUCAACAUACAUAUAUCAUCUCAAGGUUUUAUUUUAUAUUGAAUAGAACCUUUCACAUCCAUUGUAGUGAAUAGCAUUUAUGUACUCAAUAAUACGGGACUCAGUGCCAAUGGAGUACGAUAAUGACGAGAAUACUUGGCGGAGGCCGUCGACGCCGAAGGUGGAGCGCUCAGCAUGUCACCAGAUCCCCAAGAGGUCCACAACCGUGGCUGUGGUAGUGCUAGGGUUGGCAGUACUGAGCUGUCUGCUGGGCUACUGUGUGCUCAGCGAAACCCUGCCUUAUGAAUCUAAGACACUGCGCCUUGUUAUUAUUUUUUUCCGACAUGGUGCCAGGACUCCAGUGCAGCCUUACAACAGUGACCCGUACAAAAACUACCAAUGGCCCGAUGGACUUGGUGGACUCACUAAUGCUGGCAAGCUUCAACUGUAUGAAUUAGGCAAGAAGUACAGAAGUUACUAUGCCAACUUUAUACCUGAAGAGUACUGUGAGAAGGAUGUCUUUAUACGCAGCAGCGACAAGUCCCGGUGUCUCAUGAGCGCCUACACAUUCCUGGCUGGACUGUACCCUCCCACGGAGAGGCAGAUGUGGCAUCCAGAGCUGCCGUGGCAGCCUAUACCUGUGCAUUCACUGCCCAAGAAACUGGACAAUAUAGUUGCUGCAACGAAACCUUGUAAAAUAUGGAAAGCAAUGUACGAGGAGAAACUGGCUGAAAAGAAUGAAGAUCCAAAGUUUGCCGAACUUUUUGAUUACUUGAGUAGACACACGAACCAGAGUAUGCGCAGUGUGUUGCCUGUAGACUUUCUAUACAGUACUCUCCUAGCGGAGCAAGAUGCAGGCCUGAAGCUUCCAGAAUGGACGAGAACAGUGUUCCCCAGCAAAAUGCGGACACCAUUCAUGCUGAGUUUGGCUCUGCUGUCUUAUAAUGAGACGAUGCAGAGGCUAAAAGUUGGUCCACUUCUAAAAGAAAUGAAGCAAAACCUCGAUGAAACAGUUCGACACGAGAACGUAGACCGCUCUCUUUACGUGUAUUCUGGUCAUGACGUCAAUGUGGUGUCGCUUUGGCGCGCUUUCGGGUUCAAUGACCUGCUGGAGCCGGAGUACGGCGCCAGCAUCGUGAUCGAACUACAUGAAGACAUUGAGCAGGAGUCAUUCUUUGUUAAGACAUUCUACCGCAACAACACGAAAGUGGAAGUUCCUCUGGAACUGAAGUUACCAUUCUGCGAUGAUCCCUGCACGUACACUCAAUUCAGUCAGCACAUCAGUAAGUUUAUACCGGACGACUGGGAGACCGAGUGCGGUAAUGUAGACAAGUAAAUAUACACGUAAGUACAAAGCCAACAAGUAUAGGCCAGUCCCAAUAUUCUAUCUAUCUAUUGUUCUGCUUGGUAGAGAUUCAUCAUCAUUAUCAUCUCAGCCGUAGGACGUCCGCUGCUGAACAUAGGUCUCCCCCUUAGAUCUCCACAGAUACCUGUUGGAGGCGACCUGCAUCCAACGUCUUCCGGCGACCUUUAUAAGGUCGUCGGUCCACCUUGUUGGUGGUAGUCCUACGCUGCGCUUGCUAGUCCGUAGUCUCCACUCCAGCACUUUUCGACCCCAUCGGCCAUCUGCUCUGCAAGCAAUAUGGCCUGCCCAUAUGGUAGAAAUACGAAUUCUACGAGGCUAACAUAAAAAGUCUAUUUCUAGGAAGCAAAUCAACACAUAGGUAGAAUAUUGAGACCGGCCGUAAGUGAAUCAUUAUACAUAUACGUAUGUUUUGUUGUGUAAGAUUGGUAAGCCCCAAAGUCGUGGGAACGAAGUCUUAAGAUGGUCUGUGACCAUGACCAAUUAGUCUCAAGUGGCUAAUUUCAUUACUACAUCCUUGGUUGAUAUUAAUUACGUGGUAACACUGACACUGAUCCUGCAGGUACAGAACAAAAGUGUGUCACUGUAUACUCG